GCACCCUGCUUAUCCCCUGCUAGGCUUACUCUAAUAUCUUUUGAUCGCAAUGGGCUUCAAGACAGUUGCUUCCAUGAUUUUCGUUGCCGCUUUGUUGGCUGGCAGGAUCGUGCAUGCUACGCCAGUACCACAGAUACAGCUUCCGGGAGGAGGUACCACCAUGUGUGGUGGACUUCAUUGGACGGGGCCAACCACCUGUGCUGCAGGGCUCAUUUGCGUGAGGUAUAAUGAAUACGCAAGCUUCUGCCAACCUGCCGACUCGCCGAUCACGAGAACGCUUACGGGUGCACCUACUAUUCCUGUCCCUGCACCCACAGGAAUUCCCCUACCUCCCGGCAUCCCCAUUCCUCCGGUUAUCCCAAGGCCUUAGCCUAUUCUCCUCACACAGGACAGGGAGAUAGCGGCGACAACUAUGACGUCAUGAAAUAGGAGGCGUAUCUCCGGAAAACUAAAGUCCUCUUCAGUUACGAGCAUCGAAAUGUUAUCACGAUUUUAAGGAUAUAUAAACGAGAUAGUUUCAGCUUCCUAGUUUAAGGUACUUAUUGCCGUUUAUGCGUGUCUUCGACUGUAGUAUAGUGUUUUUUGAAUUCGAAGGCAUCUCUCCUG
This is a messenger RNA of Coprinopsis cinerea okayama7#130, 606 nucleotides long. RefSeq lists its product as hypothetical. Gene Ontology annotation, cellular component: extracellular region. Gene Ontology annotation, biological process: carbohydrate metabolic process. The coding region runs from base 50 to 370 and encodes 106 amino acids. Gene Ontology annotation, molecular function: cellulose binding. The transcript is spliced from 4 exons. The record is from RefSeq and is a predicted model, not a curated record. Lineage: Eukaryota; Fungi; Basidiomycota; Agaricomycetes; Agaricales; Psathyrellaceae.